This is a messenger RNA of Dendrobium catenatum, 2712 nucleotides long. RefSeq lists its product as uncharacterized. The coding region runs from base 1 to 2712 and encodes 903 amino acids. The transcript has 4 exons. Lineage: Eukaryota; Viridiplantae; Streptophyta; Magnoliopsida; Asparagales; Orchidaceae. The record is from RefSeq and is a predicted model, not a curated record.
AUGAAGUCCUUUAUAACAUAUAAUGAUUUACAUGAGGUUGGGUGCAUUGGAUCCAAGUUCACUUGGUGCGACAAUAAGAAGGGGGAUGAAAGGAUCCUUGAGAAAUUGGAUAGAUGUCUUCUAAAUUCAGCAUCUUUGAACUCAUCUCACAGUUUGGUGGUUAGGCAUUUGGCUAGAGUUGCAACAGGCCAUUGUCCGAUUUUAUUGACCUUAUUGGAGUUCAACGUGUCGUGUAAGAGAAAUAUCAAGUUUGAAGAUAUAUGGGCCUCAAUUCCUGCUUCAAUGGAAGUGGUUAGAGAUGCAUGGAGGAGAAAAUCUAUUGGAGAACUCUCUCAAAUUUUGAUUCAAAAGAUGAACGUAUCUCUUAAGGCUUUAUAUUAUUGGAGUAAAGCUAAGCACAAAGACUUAAAUCAAUCUAAAGAUGAGCUAAAGAAAGAAAUUCUGAAUUUACAAUUGAAGGAGGCUGAAUUCGAUCUUUUUUCAGAUGAGGAUAUGUGGCUAUUAAAAACUAAAAUCGAUGCUUUGAAUUCUACAUUGGCUCGGCUUUGUACUUGGUGGAGGCAGGGAGCCAAGGUUAAAUGGCUUAUGAAAGGUGACUCAAACUCAAGGUUUUUUCAUGCAUAUGCAAGUGCUAGAAGGAAUUCAAACUUCAUACAUAAAAUCAAAGAUGAGAACGGAUUGAUUGUUGAAGACCAACACCAAAUAGAAGAUGUAUUAUUCAGUUACUUCAAGGAUAAAUGGAAAGAGAGGAAUUGUUCUAUGGUUGGGUGGGCUAAGCCAUGGAAGAGUUUGAAUGAAGAAGAUUUGCUUGUUGUGGAUAGAAAUUUUUUCAUGGGAGAAAUGGAGAAGGUAAUCAAAGAUCUUGAUGGGAACAUUGCUCCGGGACAUGAUGGAACAAGCGGCUUUUUUGAAAGGAGGUCACUUUCGGAUCAUGUCUCAGUGGCUCAUGAAGUCUUCCACAAGUUUAGGUAUUCUAAAUCUUCUAAAGGUUUAGUUUCCUUCAAGAUAGACAUGGAACAUGCAUGCAAUUCAAUGGGAUGGCCGACUUUGUUCAAGGCUUUAGAGUAUUGUGGUUUUCCAACUAAAUUUGCUAAUCUCAUUUUGGAUUGUGUUUAUAGCCCUUGCUUUUCUUUAUCAAUCAAUGAGAAUUUUUCUAAUUGGAUAGAAGCAAGGAGCAGUUUUCGUCAAGGAUGCCCAUUAUCUCCAUUUCUGUUUAUUAUUUGUGCACAACUUCUUUUAAAUGCUUUUUCACAAAAGAAGGAUUCAGAUGGUAUUCGUAUUUCUCCUAAUGGGCCUAAGAUCACUCGCUUACUCUAUGCCGAUGAUAUUAUCAUUUUCUCGGAAGCAAGUAUGAAGAUGAUUAUGGAGAUUAAAAGCAUCAUUUCAGACUUUUGUGGUUGGACGGGUCAAAGGGUGAACUCUAAUAAAUAUGGAAUUCUGUUUGGGAAAACAAUCAAAAGAAAGAAGAGAAAAGCAAUUGCUAGACUUAUGAAUUUCAAGAAGAUCAAAGAAUUUUCCUAUUUGGGCAUCAAGGUUGCAUUGAGAAGACUGGUUAUGGCCGACUUCCAAUUCCUCUUAGAUAAAGCAUUGAAUAUGUUGAGUGUGUGGGGUGAAAAAUUUAUAUCUUUGGCCGAAAGAAUCACUUUGGUCAAAUCGGUUUUGUUAUCAUUUCCUACUUUUCAUUCAACUCUUUCUUUUGUUCUUAAAAGUGUUUUGAAUGAAGUAGAUAAGUUGUGCAGAAGUUUUAUUUGGAGCAAGAAGGCUGGAGGAGCUGGACUCCACUAUGUAAGCUGGGAAUCCAUAUGUAGACUGAAUAACUUGGGUGGCCGUGGAAUAGUUUCCUGUUCUAAGAAAGCUGGUCCACUAAGAACCAAGUUGGCUUGGAGAGCAGGUUCAUCAGCAUGGAAACUAUUAUGCAAUGGAGGGGAAUUUCUUAAACCAAUUGUCAAAUGGAGAAUUGCUAAUGAGAGAUCUGUAAAUGUUAUCAAAGACACUUGGUUAUUAGAUAGAAGCAUUGAUAAAUGGCCAACCUUUGUUCAAUUAAGGGAGUGCAAUGAUCUCACAGUUGACAAGUUUAUAUGCAAUGGUUGCUUGGAUGUAGGGAAGCUUGGAGAUUUCUUUGGUCCAGAUCUCGUAAACCUGAUAUCCGGUAUUCAGAUUUAUUCUGAAUGUUCAAAUGAUCAAUUGGAGUUAAUUCAUAGGCUUUCUGGUGGAUCAAUUUCAGCCUUGGCAACCGAAACAAUGGAUAAAUGCAAUACAGUUUUUGUUGGAUGUAAUUGGCUUAAAAAUGCUAAACGGAGUUCAAGAGUGGAGACAUUUUGGUGGAGAGUUCUUAAUAAUGCAAUUCCAACAAAUCAGUUCUUAAGCUAUAAAAGUUUACAAGGUAUCUUGGAUGUUAAUCAACCGACAAGGUUGUUGAAUAAUUAUUGGUAUCCUCCUCCACCCGAUUGGAUAAAAGUUAAUAUAGAUACUUCCCUUUGUCCUUCCUAUAAGGCUGGGAUUGGUGAUGUGUUUCAUGACCAUAAGGGAAGAUUCUUGAUGGCUUUUGGUCAAAAGUGGAUUCAUUGGGAUAUCGCUUCAUUGGAGCUUCAAGCUAUUUUAUCAAUCAAGGAUGUGGUUAAAUAUUGGAUGUUUGCUUACAAGGGCUUGAUCAUAGAAGGAGACAACAAAAUUGUAAUCAACUUCAUUCAAGAUAUUGUGAGGAAUUUGUGA